Corythoichthys intestinalis (scribbled pipefish) is the source of this 780-nucleotide messenger RNA. RefSeq names its product troponin I, slow skeletal muscle-like. Gene Ontology annotation, biological process: skeletal muscle contraction; cardiac muscle contraction. The transcript has 4 exons. NCBI's taxonomy places the organism in Eukaryota, Metazoa, Chordata, Actinopteri, Syngnathiformes, Syngnathidae. Gene Ontology annotation, cellular component: troponin complex. The record is from RefSeq and is a predicted model, not a curated record. Bases 24 to 500 code for a protein of 158 amino acids.
UAACACUGUGCAAUCAGACCAAAAUGAUGAAGAAGGCCAUGGUGAUGCUAGAGAAUGACAAGCAAGUAAGACAAGAGGAACGUGAAAGAACCCUGACGGAGAGAGUUCCAGCACUCCAGCUGUCUGGAUUGUCUACACAGGAACUGCAGAAUCUUUGCAAAGAGCUACACCAGAAGAUCGACGCAGUUGAUGAGGAUCGUUAUGACAUUGCUUUAAAAGUGGGGAAAAAUGACAUAGAGUUGCGGGACCUGUCUCAGAAGAUCUACGAGUUGAAGGGCAAAAUGAAGAGACCAAACUUGAAGAGGGUUAGGGUGUCUGCGGACGCCAUGUUGGGAGCGCUGCUGGGUGCCAAAGUUAAAGAGUCUGUGGACUUCAAAGCCAACCUCAAGACUGUGAAGAAAGAGGAGGAGAAAAAAGAAGAAGUGACAGACUGGCGUAAGAACGUGGAUGCCAUGUCGGGUAUGGAGGGUAGAAUGAAGCUGUUUAACGCUGGCCAGUAGACGUCGGGUUUCUAUGUGAAGACAUUUGACUUUCACUUGAAUGGUCGAUUGACGAUCACUAACAUUUUGGAAAACUUUUAUUCAUCUGGUAAAAUGUGAAGGACAACAGCAAAUCCAUAAUCGGUGUGAUAUUUUCCAGUAGAAAUACUGUAUUUGAAAAAAAAUCUAAGUGGAAUAUUUGAAACUUGUGUGUAGUUUUCUUUUCCUUCUAACCGUCAGCAAUAGCCGCGAGCACAAAAUUUCAUGUGAAGUAUAAACAUGCACUUUAUGCAAUAUUUGA